Paramacrobiotus metropolitanus is the source of this 2484-nucleotide messenger RNA. RefSeq names its product P2X purinoceptor 4-like. Gene Ontology annotation, cellular component: nuclear inner membrane; plasma membrane. Gene Ontology annotation, biological process: response to ATP; monoatomic cation transmembrane transport. Bases 713 to 2086 code for a protein of 457 amino acids. The transcript has 13 exons. Gene Ontology annotation, molecular function: extracellularly ATP-gated monoatomic cation channel activity; purinergic nucleotide receptor activity. The record is from RefSeq and is a predicted model, not a curated record. NCBI's taxonomy places the organism in Eukaryota, Metazoa, Tardigrada, Eutardigrada, Parachela, Macrobiotidae.
UUUCUAGUUAUUUUGCUUUGGCGGAAUCUGUACACCUAAAUAUGCACACCUAAAUCUGUACACCUAGGCGGAAUCUGUACACCUAAAUCUUUGGACGGAAGGAAUAGGAACUACUCGCGGAUGCAGAAGACUUCGAAGCGCGGAUUAGGCAUCUGCAGAUCUAGCGUGACCUUUUCAAAACGGAGUGAACACAGAGACGCGCACUGACUCCAUUUGAACCGAUGAGACCAGCAGUUUUUUAAGCGGCCCAAGUCAAGCGUUUAAUAGAUCCAGUCUCUAAUGUGCAAACUAUCAGUCUUCUCUCCUCCUGUAUAGAAGUACAUGCACAACGCCGGGUGCGCGCGCGUAUACGGGCCAGCGACACUUCCGGUUUCCGUGCAUUUUGCUGUGUAUCCUGCACUUAAAUAGUUGUGCGACUCAUCGCGCAGCAGGACGCCAACCCCGGCCCAGUGCUCGUACAAACUACAGAUCACGCAGGAAAACUGUCAUAGAGUUCCUUCCUUUUUGAAGUAGGUGUGCUGGUGGAGAAUUGGCGCAAAUUAAACUAUCUCAUCAUGGCCGCGUGUCGAGUGCGCACCGGAGCGUUGUUAUCAUUUACAACUUUUGCCGCUCUUGCAGCCGAUCAAUUGCGGAAUAUCAUGUGUUGACGGAGAUAUGCACAGGCAAUUGACCAUUUGCCGGGAUCCACUGCACUGCCAUAUUGUGCUUGAGUAUGGCCGGAUUAUUGCCGAAAAAAUCCCAUUUGCGGUCAUUCCUCAAGUGCUCUGAUUCUUUUCUCUUCCAAUACGAGACGCCGCGCUUAGUCACCGUCCGGAGCGCCCGGAUCGGGAUUAUCUACCGUGUGGUCCAAGCCUGUAUAAUUUCUUAUUUGAUUGGAUACGUAUUUGUAUACACCAAAAGCUAUCAGGAAUUCGAUUUGGCCGAGAGCAGUGUCGUAUCGAAGAUCAAGGGCUUAAUGUAUGCACGGGGAUUAGAAGGGCGGAAAGAAAUUUGGGACAGUAUUGAUUUUGUUGUUCCGGCACAGGAAAGUGAUGCUUUUUUUAUUGCUACAAGUAUGGUGCUCACCGUGAAUCAGAGUCAGGAAGCAUGUCCAGAGGAUCCUAACGUAUCGCGAAAGGGUGUCUGGUGCGAGACGGACGCCGACUGUACACCGGGUCAGCCCACUCCCGGUGGGAAUGGUCGAAAAACGGGACGUUGCGUCAACUGGGACAAGGAGAUUAAGACGUGCGAAGUGAACGCCUGGUGUCCGACGGAAACGGACAAAACACCCAAGAAACCUAUCCUGCAUGGACUGGACAGUGUGACGGUGCUGGUGAAGAAUCAUAUUGCCUUUCCCAAGUUCGGUAUUAAAAGGCGAAAUAUUUUGGAUUCCAUCAACCAAACAUACUUGCAGUCGUGCCGGUAUAAUCGCGACACGGACCCGCUGUGUCCCAUCUUCAACGUUAAGGAUAUGAUCAUGUAUGCCGAUGAGGAUGUGCAGGAGAUCUCGACGCGGGGUGGUAUACUUGGUUUCACAAUAUCAUGGAACUGCAAUUUCGAUUUUGAUCAAGAACAAUGCAUUCCGGUUUAUUCGUUCCGCCGUCUGGAUGAUAAAAAUGCCAAGAUUGCCAAAGGAUGGAAUUUUCGGACAGCGCAUUAUUAUUACGACUAUAACGGCACUACGCGUAGAGAUCUCGUGAAGCUGUGGGGCAUUCGCUUUGUGUUUAAUGUCAACGGUCGUGCAGGGAAAUUUUCGCCGGUGAACUUUUUGUUAAAUCUUGGAUCUGGGAUCGGACUGUUAGGAAUUGCAUCCGUAGUAUGCGAAUUCGUCCUGCUCAAUUGUGUGCGAUCUAACGACGAUCUACUGGAACAAAAAUUCACCAACCUGGAGCAAAUCAAGACAGUACGACGCCAAUCCGCCGUGAAUCUCAGUUCUUUAAAUCUCCGCCAACUGGACGGAUCGAACAAUGCCAGCUCGGCCCGACUGGAUCGACUGGUCGACCGCGACUACCUUUCAGUUACCUCUAAUCACAUAUACGCCAAUACGGACUACAGCGCCACCCUUCCGCGUCGCCAUCCUCCCAUUGCCAAUGCGGACGAGAUAUGAAAUGCACAAAUAUUCCACCGCCUUGUAGUUCAGAGCUUCUCUAUGUACACUUGUCGCUUUCCUCAUAAGCCUAUUAUAACUUUGUUAUAUACAAUACAUAAUGAAAUAACUAUUACAGCAUUUGUAACUUUAAUUAGCGUGCCAUUUGUUACGGCCUCGGUAAAGGUCAUUCGGGGAAUGGUUUAUCCCAGUGAUGUAGUCUUUCGUUAAGUGACGGCCUCUUUAGAAAGAAACGUACUAGUAAAGAGGUUGACGCGCGAGAUUGCUGAUUAACCGAUGGUGCGCUGUGAAUAAAAUUGCCAUUUUAUUGAAAAUUCUAACUGCAGUAUGCUCUUUGCUUUCAUUUGUACAGAGUACAACACCGUGCGACGUGAGUAUCGAAAAUUUCCAUUAAUAAU